AGAAAGAGACGAUCGAGAUGGGGGGCUGCGCCUGCUGAUGCGCCUGCAGGUGUAGCUACUGCGCUUGGUGCCAACUUGUCGGCUGCCGAAUUGGAUCGCUACGCUAUAAAUGUCCGAAUUGCAGAGAUCCAACAGAAGCUGGUCACUGGUAACGUUGUUCCGCCAGAGAGGGAACGCUCGCCAUCACCACCACCCACGUACGAUGGUGCUGGUAGACGUACUAACACCCGCGAAGUCCGUUACCGCAAGAAGCUCGAUCAAGAACGAGUCGACCUGAUCGAUCGGGCUGUCAAGCUUGAUCCCAACUACAAGCCUCCUGCAGAUUACCAUGUUGCCAAGCGGAAUAUGCGCCCACAGGAAAAGGUCUGGCUCCCCAUCAAGGAGUUUCCAGAGAUUAAUUUCUUCGGCCUGCUCGUUGGCCCAAGAGGAAACACUCUGAAGGGCAUGGAGCGGGAAAGCGGCGCAAAGAUCAGCAUCAGAGGUCGGGGCAGCGUGAAAGAAGGCAAGGGCAGACCGGGCGAGGAGGAAGAUGAGGAGAUGCACUGCAUCGUGCAAGCAGACGAUUUGGAAAAGAUCAAAGUGUGCAUCAAAGCCAUUCAGAGGGUUAUCGAGGUUGCAGCGUCCACCCCAGAAGCUCAGAAUGAUCACAAGCGCAAUCAACUGCGAGAGCUUGCUGCACUCAAUGGUACGCUCCGGGACGACGAAGGACAAAUUUGUCAGAAUUGCGGCCAGAAGGGUCAUCGUCGAUAUGCUUGCCCGGAGGAGCGCAACGUCACGGCCCACAUCAUCUGUCAUCGAUGCGGAGGGCAAGGUCACUUGGCGCGAGACUGUACUCAAAUGCCUGGACCACGCGGGUUUGGCGGAGGUCCACCAGGCCCUGGUGGCCCAGGUGGGCCAAACGGGCAAGGCGGUCAGAUGGAUUCGGAGUACGCCAGUCUUAUGGCCGAGCUUGGGGAAGGUGGCGCUGGCGGUGGCAGACCCGGCGGCCCGCAAGCUGGAGGUAUGCCGGGACAAAAAUACGACGCAAAUGGCAAAAAGAUCCCACCUUGGCGUGAUCCCGAGAUGUGGAACCCGCCGGGUGUUGGGGGACGGAUGGGGGGACCGGGAGGGCCAGGCUACGGCGGGCGUCCAAUGGGACAGGGUGGUCAGCAAGGUGGAUACGGCAAUUACCAACAGCAGUAUCCAGCUCAAGCAGGUCAAGAUGGGCAGCCAGACUACUCUGCAGCGUGGGCAGAGUACUAUGCGCAGCAAGCAGCCCAG
This is a messenger RNA of Ceraceosorus guamensis, 1260 nucleotides long. RefSeq lists its product as hypothetical. The record is from RefSeq and is a predicted model, not a curated record. Gene Ontology annotation, biological process: regulation of mRNA splicing, via spliceosome; regulation of DNA-templated transcription. The annotation marks the transcript as partial. Lineage: Eukaryota; Fungi; Basidiomycota; Exobasidiomycetes; Ceraceosorales; Ceraceosoraceae. The transcript is spliced from 3 exons. Gene Ontology annotation, molecular function: mRNA binding; zinc ion binding. Gene Ontology annotation, cellular component: nucleus.